AUGGCCGACAUCGGGAGCCGCCAGAAGCAGGCAGACAAGACCAUCAGCCACAUGGCAGAACAUAUCACGGCGCUGCAGAAGGCGCUCAAAGUUGCGAACAAGCAGCCCGUGCGGGAGACCUUCACCGGGCGCGAUUUAGACAGGGCAGUCGACCUCACCAUCAUCAAAGUGCACGCCGACGGCCUGGCCACGCUGGACAGAGCCACGGAAGCGCUUGCCAAGUGGAUCACCGAGUGCGGCAUCGACAAGUCUCUUUUCCAAAUUCAAGGACAAGACACAUCGCGAUAUUUCACGAUCCAGUUCACGGGCCUCCCUGGCCCUGCCUCUCGCCGUGUGCUGAAAGUUUUGGGCAGUCUCCGCAACCGCGACGGCAGCUGGACUCGCAUCCGCGCGCCUGCUAUUGCUGGCAGCGGACCGGUGGAGCUGCGCGUCGGCCCCGACAAGUCGCCCAAGCAGAUCAAGACGGAUAUCGUCGGCAUGCGGAUUCGGCAGGUCCUCGAGAGAGCGUUCCCCCACCGCGCCUGGAGGGUCGACCGAGCCAAGGGCUGGGUCUCGGCCAAGUGGGUUCUAGCCCUCUCCUUCAAGGUUCAUCCUGGGCAUCGCGCCCUGGGCCCCGCCCUGGGCAUCGGCGUCGCGCGCGCGUGGUCGCGCCCGAGGCUGCUCCCCGUUUCUGGCUUCGACAAGAACGCAGAAGGUCUGCAAGCUGAGAUCGAAGCCCUCUUCCCUGGCCGCGCACUGCGAACCAUGGCCCAAGCCGACGACCCGAAAAUGAAAUUCUACAACAUCCACAACUACGAGAUCAACGCUGCGGCAAUCAGGUGCAUCUCGACGAUGAUCCUCAGCGACCAGCACCUUGCGACGGCCGCCGUCGGGGAGUUGAAGCUCACUGAGCUGUCUCGUCGUCGAGUCUGCAACCGCGCCGCCGCCCUCAUCGCCUUCGCCAUGCGCGACCUCGAGGCCGAGAAGAACCAGCCGAUUACCCAGUACAUUAUCAAGUCCCUCAUCUUCAAGCAGAUCGCGGGGGAGGCGUUCAGCCAGACUGACCUCGACAAGCUGGGAGAGCGCCGGGGCCUCGCCGCGGUCGCGGCAGAGUCUGCGCCAGCGGCCCCCGCGCCCGCGGUGGGCCCCGCGACUCAGGGCGCCCCUGGUGCAAGCAAUGACCAGAUCAAGCUUGCCGGCCCCGUUAAGUUCGAGGAGUGGGCCAGCAACCUCAUCCGAAUGGGCGCUGAUCAUUGUCACGCUGCCAUCGACCUGGCCCGUCAGAGGAGCCGUCUCCCGCCCGCGCAAGCUCGCGCGCAGUCUCGGGCUUCGCGCCGCAAGAUCCAGCUUUGGGGCCCGCUCAGCGAGCGCUUUGUGGUCACCAGCGUGAAGACGAGCGCCGGGACUGCGACGGGGCCGACCGAGAGGCUUCAGAAGCCCAUGGAACACGGGUCUUCCUCUAUCCCGCCUGGCAUGGACGGGCCCCCCUGCAUCGCCUGGCCCGCGCAGGAGAAGUUCGCGGGGACCCUCUGGCACGCCAUGUGCUGGAUGCUCUGUGGCGGCCUCUUCCCCGACGAAGCCAACUCGACGGUCCCAGCCUUCCUCCCCGCAGGAAAGGAUGCAGGCGACGCGGAACGCAUCGGCUGCCACCGUGACCCGUCCAAAGUUGAAGUUCCCGGGCUUCGGUGCACUUCUCUCAAAACCAUCGGCGACACGAUGAUCGCUGCGAUGGCCACGGUGGCUGCCGACGUGGUCCCAGCCUCGCAGCGGGGCUUCACUCGCCGCUGCAAUUUCGGCUACAACAUCCUGGAGCUGCAUGUCGAAAGCCGCAUCGCGUCCGCCGCCCCCGAUGCCAUGGCCAAGCUGCCCGUGCUGGCGUCGCUGGACAUCGCGCGGGCCUUCCCGAGCUUCGCGCGCCAAUUCAUCCACCUCGCACUGAAGCCACGGUGCAUCCCGCUCUUCUACAUCGGAUUCGGCAUCGUCCAGGGCUGCGGGUGGAGCGACGCACUCUACGCGAUGGGCAUUGCCUGUUUAUUUUUCGACCUCGAUAAGAAGCUCGAGCUCAGGGGCCGCGGGCUCUGCAGAGCGCGCGCCGACGACCUCGGACUGGCGCUCGCGGUAGUGGUCCACCUGUCCCACCUGGCAGGCGUGAUGUUUCUCAUGGAGGACAUCGCGGGCCUUGCGGUGAAACCUGCCAAGUGCCGCAUCAUCCGCCUCGCGGGCCCCGUCGACGACGAGCUCGUGUUCAACCUGCGCAAUGCCCUGAUCGCGAUUGUUCCCCUUAUCCAAGAGGUCAACAUCUGCGACCGCCCGACCGACCUCGGGCCCCUGCUGGGACCUGGGGCGACUCAGAGCCUACUCUACGCGAAAGCCUUCCACAAGUUCCGCUGGCGCACAGAGAUGCACAGUGCCAGCGACGCUCCGUCGAUGGGCUUCGCCCCUCUGUUCAAUAGCCGCCCCCCCCCCGUCCUCAGCUACCUGGCCCAGUGCGCUCUGUUGCUCCACGAGCUCUUCAAGUCCGGGAACUGGGUCAACGCCUCGGUCCUGCGGUUCCCGAACGGCGCGUUCAGGGUCAAGGUCUGGCCGAGGUUGAGGGACUGGGGGGCUCACGCUCCUCGCUCCAUGCAGGUCGCGAUGAUUGCCGCGAUCGCCCGAGCUGCCACGUCCACUUUUAUCGAGUUCCCUGAGAUCCGCGAGCGCCUCCACAGGGGCCUCGACCACUACGCUGAUGACCAGGCGCUGCUCGGCGCCUCGCGGGCCGCCAUGUGCAUGUCCCCGCCCCGGUGGAAGAUGCCGCCCUUCGUUGAGAUGCCCCGCCAGAUCGUGUCCGCGGCGACGAACCACCGCGACUGCCUGCCCACGCUGCCGGCCCCUGCCUUCGAGGUGAUCGCCAGGGUGAAGGAUGCCAUGAAGAAGUUGCCGCCGUCGUGGGCCGCCGCGUGGAGCAGGCUCAUAUACGCGUGCGGGCGCAAGGCCUGCAUUUUCCAGCGCGCGGAGUGCGCCGACUCCCUGAGGCGCUGCCUGACCUGCGCGCCGCUUGCCGCGGCCGAUCGCGGCUGCGACCCGCGCUUCUGUCCAGACCGAGGAGCGUGUGACUACUUCCCGACGAGCUACUUCCGGGCUGCGACGAUGCGGCGCCUGGGCGCCCUCACCGCUCCGCCGGGCGCCACUUGCCGGAUGCCGCGCAAGGUCGGGAGUGGCUACGGCGAGGACGUCUGCGGCCAGCGGCUCGACCCGACGCUCAAGCACCCCCAGCUCUGCAACCACGGCCCCGCGCGCAUGCGGCCGCACCGCGCCCUGGCUGCAGCGCUCGCGCGCCUCCUCCAGGGAUGCCGUGCGGAGGUCGAUGUGGAGCGUACGGUCCCCAAACUGGUCCGCAUCACCGAGACUGGUGCAGUGGUGGAGGCCGUCCUGGACCUCGUUGUGACGUUCCCGGGAACUGUCAAGCCCCUCUACAUCGACGUCUCCAUCAGGUGUCCGCACGCGUCCCGCUACCGGACGGCGGCCACCAGCGUGGGGGAGGCGGCGAGGGCGGCGGACACGGACACGCGCGCCCGGUACGGCGCCGAAGUCCUCACCGUCGCGUUCGAGACGUACGGCCGCCUCGGCGCCGGGACGCACCGGGCGCUUGAGCACCUGGCAACGCAGGCUGGCGCGUGCAUGCGGGACCAGUGGGCGGCCCCCCGCUUGGUGCCGACCUGGCGGGCAGCGCUGGAGCGGGUCGUCCACUUCGCUGCCGCAGACAUCGACCUGCUGGCGCUGGGCUGCACGCCCACCGCGGCCGAGCUGCCCUCCGCGGCCGCCGCGCCCGCGGUGGUGCUGCUGGCGGGCGCGCUGCCGCGGGCCAGGCGCCGGCCCGGGCGGGCCGCCGCCGCCGGCCGCGGCGCUCGGCGCGCCGCGGCGGCGCGCGCGCCCGCGGAGGACGGCCCGCGCCGGCGGGCCGUCGGCGCGCUGCUGGGCGCCUGGUGGGCCGCUGGCCGCGCGGGCCCGGCCGCGGCCAGCCCCGCGCUGGCGUCGCUGCAGGCGGACGAGAUCGACUACGUGGUGGACGGGGACACGGUGAAGCUGAAGAGCGGGACCCGCCUCCCCGCCGUCGGGGUCAACACCCCCGAGACCGUGGCACCGAAGCAGAAGGCAGGCGCACCGCCCGACUGCUACGGGCCCGAGGCCUCGUCGCUGACCAAGUCGCUGCUCCCCAAGGGCACCAAGGUGCGCCUCGAGUCCGACGCGGAGCCGGUCGACAGGUUCGGGCGCUCCCCUUCGGCCGUACGUCUACCGCGAGCAGGACGGGCUGUUCAUCAACGCCGAGCUGGCGCGGCUCGUCCAGAGGGCCAGAUAUCAUAUCGUCAAUUCGGACUCUCUGUGGACGCGAGGGGGCAGGCGCGCCCUUGGGCGCAGAGACAUGCGGAGCCACCGGCGGUGCCCUGGGCGCUCUUAGGACAAAAAUGGGUAAUCCAAAGAGGUGAGAUGUCGGAUGGCGCUCGUGCAAUUUUGAGCACGACAAGCCGAGUUUACGGAAUGAGGUUGAUUCCGGCGGCUUCUUGAAGAUCAAGACGAGUACCGGAUCCAAGUCCGCAAGGCCCGGCAGAAGGCGGAAACGGGAAACCAAGGAUCCACGAGAGAUUGAGAUUGACAAGGCGAUGAUUGCCCUUGUCCCGCCAUCGGUUCCCAGGACGGGCUCUACAGGGGCAGGCGAUGGUAAGUCUGGCGCAGGAGAUCGCGGUGCGUUUUGCGACGGACGUCCCGUCUCCCCACGACGCGGACUCCGGACGUUAGAGCCGUGGGUGCGGGGGAGAAUCGUCGCCUCGAAUCUAUUCGCGAGGGUAGGACUACCCCACUGGCGACGGCCCUGCUAGCAAGCGCCUGAACUAUGGUCGUGGAAGCGUCAAAACCAUGGCGGCGGCCGUCGCAACGGAGACGCUUCAUCUUCUGGAAGCCGGUGGAAUGAUGAUUCGAGCCGUUGGCGGACUGGCCGAGGAGGUUGCGAUGGCCCUGGUGGAUGGUCGAGCAGCGAGCGGCGCCGGGAUCACAACCACCGCAAGAACGCAACGCGGUGCUCGGGAAGCUCCGAGCGGCCUGGCCGUUCCUGGAAGUGGGGGUGGACUAGAAAACAUCGGGGCGCCUCCCUCCUCCUCCCUCCUCCUCCUCCUCCUCCUCCUCCCUCCGCCUCCUCCUCCUCCUCCUCCUCCUCCUCUUCCUCCUCCUCCUCCUCCUCCUCAUAGUAAGAGGCUGGGGGGGCAGCUCGCGGUGGGCGAGGUCGAAGCGCGACCUUCGGGGGGCCGGAGGCGCCCGCGGGCCCGGUUCACUGACGUCCGGGGCCACGCCGAGCUGCUGAGCCCCCGAGCUGCUGAGCCCUGCUCGUCACCACCCACCAAACCACCCCAACCCAACCCGAAGGCCUCAAUUUGCCCUCCAUUUCCAGUUGGGGGGGGGUCGGGGAACAUCGAAAAAACACAUAUGGAACCCGUACCCCCCCCAACCCGAAGUUGGGGUCUUCGGGUUGGGUUGGGGUGGUCUGGUAGGUAGUCAGCUCGGAAGGGCGUCGCUGUGAGACGGUUUUGAGGGUUUGGCCCCCCCCCCGUGGCAGGGCGCGGCGAAGGGGCUGGCGCGCGGGGCGAAGUGGCUCCGUCGCCUGCCGCGAGGGGAGUCGUUGCCGUCGCUCCCUCCGCCUCGGCUUCAAGCGUCCAUCCGCCUGCCAUAUCGGGCGUUUGGGCCAGGAUGGAUCCGUGAAGACGGAGCGCUUCCGGCGUCUAUCGGCGAAGGUGAAGCAGGGGGCGGCGCGGCACAUGGAAAUUAAGCCGAACGUCCGCUACGCCGCGACGAUCCUUCAGCUGGAGAAGGAGGCCGCCGCAGCCAAAAAGGGCCUCUGGCAGGCGUGCCCCGUGGGCGCGGGCAAAGGC
Molecule: messenger RNA, 5879 nt
Organism: Prorocentrum cordatum
Lineage: Eukaryota; Dinophyceae; Prorocentrales; Prorocentraceae
Source: the annotation of a GenBank genome assembly